CCGAAAGCCUCACUCCUCAAAAUCUCUGCACCCUUCCCCUCAAAUUUCAAUCUUCGAGAUAAAUCCUACAACAAAGAAACCAUGGCCUCCUCCAACCUCCAAUACAUCCCGCGCAGCACCGAAACCUUGCUCGACAUUGCCGCCGACGUGAUCCGCCUUCUCCGCGCGACCGGCGAGACGGUCGGUGUGGCCGAGUCCCUCACGGCCGGAGGCGUCAUGACGGCGCUGACAUCCGUCCCCGGCGCCAGCGCCGCCUUCCGCGGAGGGGUCGUCUCGUACGCCACCCCGCUGAAGCAGCUGCCCCUCAGCGUCGAUGCCGGGCUCAUUGCCCGCGAAGGCGUCAUACACGCCGACGUCGCAAUCCAGAUGGCCGAGGGCGCGAGGACGGCGACGACGUUUGAUGAUAUCCCGACUACGUGGGGGGCCGGGACCACGGGCGUGGCGGGCCCGGAUUCUCAGGAUGGGAAGCCUGUUGGGACGGUGUUUAUUGGUAUUGCGUCCCCUGAUGGAAGUUGGGCGUGCGGGCCCUUUAGCUUUCCCGGGCCGAGAGAACGGGUGCGGGCGGCGACGGUUGUUGAGGCGCUGUCGAGGUUGAGGGACGCACUGGCUGCAAGGAGUGCUGCUUCCACCAAGCCUCGUUCGUGA
This is a messenger RNA of Phialemonium atrogriseum, 645 nucleotides long. RefSeq lists its product as uncharacterized. The record is from RefSeq and is a predicted model, not a curated record. The transcript is spliced from 2 exons. Lineage: Eukaryota; Fungi; Ascomycota; Sordariomycetes; Cephalothecales; Cephalothecaceae. The coding region runs from base 82 to 645 and encodes 187 amino acids.